This is a messenger RNA of Paramecium octaurelia, 7481 nucleotides long. The record is from the annotation of a GenBank genome assembly. NCBI's taxonomy places the organism in Eukaryota, Ciliophora, Oligohymenophorea, Peniculida, Parameciidae.
AUGAUUUUUAUAAUAACACAAAUAUUGAUUGCUGAUUUCUUUUUAAGAGGAAAUUGUUUAGAUAUAUGCAAUCAAUAUUUAUCUUAUCCAUCAUGUAUAAAUAGUAUAGAGGAUUAAUGUAUGUGGGAUUCAGUGAGAAAUAAUUGUCAACACACGAAUGAUUAUAUGCAAGGAUGUAACACUUUUUUGAAUUUGUUGGCUUGUUAAAAGUAAUUAGGGGAUGCCUUAGGGUAGUUUGCAAAAUGUAUUAUUUAAGAUUGAAUUAGGCCGAUUCAAAAAAUUCUGCGAAAAUAUUCCUGAUGUAUAGACUGAAAAGUGUUAUAAUAAUUUAUCAAAGUAUGGAUGUUUAUCUGUUUAAACUCCAUCAUAGAUUUGCAUUUGGAAAAAUCAGCAAUGUUAUUUCUUAGAAGCAUCAUCGUAAUCAGGUUUAAUAUAAAAUGAUUUUGACAAGGUGAUGUAUAGUGCUUCUGCUUGCUCUCAUAUAGAACAUUAUUUAGUGAUUCAUAGUAGUUUAUUAUGGAAUCUCACAUCAUACAUUCCUGAUUUACAAUUAGAGGCGUUUCAACAAUAAUAAAGAGAUUUGAAUAUUAAUCGCACUGAUGAUAUGAAAAUUGAUGAUCCAAGCCUGGAUGAGAUGUAGAAUAACUAUUUAACAAAAAACGGAAAGUUUAUUUGGUAUAAAUUAGGAAAAUCUCUGUAAUUUAGUGAAACAAAUUGUAAAAUAAUUGUUGAUAUUUUAAGUGUAAAUAUCGAAUAGAUUUAGAGAAGGCUGUAUUGCAUUAGAAAUAUAUGAUGACGAUGACUUUUAUUCAAUCUUUAGUUUAUAAGAUGAAAUCUUAGGAGUAAAUCACGUAUAUUGCAAAUAUUUAAAUUAAAAUCCUCAAUUAAACUAAAAAUAUAUAUUUAUAGACAAUAAAUGUGUGAAAUUCGAUACUUUUGAAUUAGCAAACUAAAAAGUAGUAGAGUAGUAUAACAUAAAUUGUAAAUCAUUAGAUAAAUAUUAAUGCAUAUUUUUUAACCCAAAAGAAUCUAAUUGUAAAAUAGAUGAUGACUAAAAUGAAUAUUAAUGCGUAGAGGUUUCAAAUGAAUAUGAAAUUGAUUGUAGUGAUGGAUUUUGCACUAUCAAGCAAUGUCAAAAAUUAGAUAAUCAUUAUAUUGAUUUAAGUACCAAUAUGUGUGUAAAUACUUGUACUUCAAUAUCCAAUAUGAUUGAAUGCCUAAAUCGGGAUUGCAUCUAUUUGGGGGCUAAAAGUAUAUAAUCGGAAAUUAUUUGUGCACCUACAAACACAUGCAAUUAAAUAGGUUUAACAAAAUCUGGUUGCAUAUUCUUGAGAGCAAAAUGUGAUUGGGAUAAUAGUGAAAAUAAAUGCUAUGAAUUACAGGACCAUGAGAUUUCAUUAAUGAAAUGUUCAGAUGUUUAAAAUAUACAUGUUUGCACUUUCAUAUCAUUAAGCGAUUAGUUGUGUUACUGGUCUGAACUGAUGAUGAAAUGCAUCAACAUACUUGAUUAACCAUUAUUGAUGGUACAUACUAUUUUUAUGGACAGAAAUUUAGAUGAAAAUUAUUAAUAAUAAACAAGUUUGGUUUGCAAUCUGAAUCUCUGUAAAUACAAUUCUUUACUAGCAACUGAAUUUGAUGAAGUAAAAAGAGUGUGUUUAUUCGAUUAAUUAAAAUUGAAUAAAAACUUAGCCUUAAUCAACAAAUAUGAUUGUCUCCACAAUUUGAACGGGUAUUAUCUAUGGAAUUAGGAGAAGUAAAUUUGUUAAAAAUUUGAAUAAUCCUAUAUCAAAAAUUAAUAUUGUUUGGAAUUGAUUGAUGUAAAUGAACGAUUCUGUCAAUAUAGCAAGUUAUCUUCAAAUUCUGUUCGAUGUGUUUAUGAUUAAAUCACCACUUCUUGUAUUGAAAAAACUGAAAAAGAAGUAAAUACUUUAGGGUGUUCUGGGAAUGGAUUAUCUGAAGAGCAAUGUUUAAGUAACAAUAUUGAAGGACAAUUUUGCACUUAUUCAGAUGAAUUGUGUAUUGAAGUAUCUAUAAAUACCAUAAAUAAUCUAAAGUGCUCUUCUCUACUUAAUGUAAAUCAAUAGGUUUGUAGAAUGUAAUUUGUUAAUAAAACACUUUGUAAAUAUAAUGAAGUCACUCAUUCAUGCAUUUAAUUAAGUUCAACAGAUACAAUUGAAUAUAACUACAAUCUAAAUAGGUAUGCAUGUUAGGCGGUGGCAGAUAGUUAUACAUAUUUUGAUGAAUAGAUAAAUAGGUGUAUUGAAUUUGAUUCAACCUAAAGCAUUUAUUUUAUGAAACUAAAAUGCGAAGAAAAUUAUGUUAAUAAAUUGACAUGUUUAAGUAUUAAAACGGAUGGUUAAUUAUGUAUUUGGAGCACAUCUCUUAACUAAUGCAAAAAUUAUUUUGACAAUUUUCCUAGUUGUUCUUUUUUUGAGAAUAGCAGUAGUUAAACAUGUGUGAAAUUGAAAAACAUAAAUAAAGUAGAAUUCACGAUGGAGAAUUAUUGUGCUUAUUAAGAUAAUAAAUGUAUGUCAAAAAUAGAAAAUUAGAUUGAUUGUGGGGAUAACGAUACAAUGAAUAUUCAUCGUUGUAGUGGGAUGACAGGGAUUGACCAAGAUGGCUAUUUUGUGUAAAUGUGUGCGUUUGUUAGUAAUAAGUGUGUAACAUUGAUUGAUUCCAGCAUGGAUACUGAAAUAAUAUUAAACACAAUUACUUGUGAAUAAGCUAAUUAGAAAUCUUGUGGAUCUGUGAGAACUCCUGGUUAAUUUUGUUAUAUCUCAGCAACGUCAGAUAUCAAUAAUAUCAUAAUCAAUAAAGGGUGCAGAUUUUAGAAAUUGGAUAAGAUGUAUUGUUAUUUGUUAAAUUACUAUUAUUCGGAUAUGAAUUUAUUAAAUCCAAAUAUAUGUUCAUAGGCAACUGAUUCAUGCAUUUAUGAUCCCUUAGAAGGCUGCAUAUCUAUAUAUGAUAGUUCUUUAAAUUAUGAUUGUGAGCAGCCAGGAAUAUCAUAGACCCUCUGUAUAAGAUAGACAAAAGAACGUAGAUGUGCUUUUAUAGAUAAGACUUGUAAAUAUAUUUCAGAAAAUUAUGUAUUUACAGAGAAUUGCAAAUAUCUUAAUGAGUUUGCUUGUUCCUCUUCUCCAUUUAUUUAAUGUGUUUGGAAUGAAUAUUUUGAGACUUGCAAGUCUAUGAGUUUUUAUGACAUACAAUCAAUUACUAGUAACUAUUUCUGUUCUUCUAAUCACGAUAAUAUUUUCAUGAUAUCUGGUGAAACUGAAUGCAUUAAAAUAGAUUAAGCUGAUUACAAUUUAUACACUUGUGAUACUCCAGGGUUAAAUAAGUAUGGUUGUUAUUCAAUACCAACAUAAUAUUGUCAAUAUCUAAAUAAUAGAUGUUAAUUUUAUUCUUCCGUAUUGUGUGAUGAUACUACGUUUGAAUGUGAAUCAAAUGAUACUAAUGAUUAAUAGUGCGUAUUUAAGGACGGUUAGUGCUUUGCAAUAACAAAUACUCUCUUUGAUUGUGAUUCUUUUGAGAAAACUAAUUACCUAUUUUGUCAUUAAUACCCUCAUUGCAUUUAUAAAGAUUCUCAAUGCUAAUAGAUUAGAUAAUAUCAGAAAUACGCAGAUUGUUAGAGUAUUGAUAAUGUUGCAGCCUGUACAGUCUAAAACAGUGAACACUAAUGUUAAUAUAUAAAUGAUUGUGAUAGUCUUGAUUAACUCUUGGAUAUCUGUCCAUCUCUUUCUGGGUAUUAUUCAAGAAAUGUGUGUUCAAAUUUCUAGGAUUGUCAAUACGGAUAUACAAAAAGCGGUUAUGGCUUUUGUUUUUAAGGAUAAAACAUAGUUGAAUUAUCUUGUGAACAAUUACCUUAAGAUCUUUGCUUUUAGGAUUUAUCACAUUUAAAUGGUGAUCUGAAAUGCUUUUGGAAUAAUAAUGAUGAGACAUGCAGGAAUGUGUAAAAUUAAAAUAUUCUGACUUGCGAUGAUAUAUCAGAGUUUAAAUCCAGUUAUGCUGCAUGUAUGCACUUUGGCAGUAAUGACUGUAAAUACUCCUUUUAGGACAAUAAGUGUAAAUUAGUAAACGAAUACAUUGGUACAACUUGUCAGGGAUCUUCAAAAUAAUAAUGUGAUUAAAUUGAAUCUAUUUGUUAUUUUAAUGACUCCAUAUGUACAACAACUGGAACUGAUGAUUAAAUUAAUAAAUAUGGUUGCAUUCAUCAAACAGGCUAUUAUUAUUAUUACCAAGGAAAUUGCAAAUUAUUAGAAUCUACGGAUUAUCAGUAAUCUUGCCAAAAUCUUUCUAAAGAUGCAUGUUUGAGUGAACUUACUAAAGAAAUUCACUGUAGAUGGAAAAAUGAAAAGUGCAAAACAGUACUCAUAUAGGAAAAUAAGGAGAUAUCUUCAUGUUCAGAUUUAAAUCUAAGAGCUUGUCUAGAGAUUGCACUUUCCAAUAUUCAGUGUCAAUGGAAUUCUGAAAUCAAAAGCUGUGAAACAAUUAUAGUCACUCAGUUCGAUUGCACUUUGGCUGAUUAAACCACUAAUACAUCUAAAAGUUUAUGUAGUGGUCAAACAUCAAAUUAUUGUGCUAGACGCCUUGAUGGGACUGAAUGUUCUCCUGUUACUACUAAAAUUAAUUCUUGCAUUCUUUUUGGAUUAAAUUUGAAUGCUUGUGUAGAAUUAACUUAUGAUGUACCUUGUAAAUGGAAGUAAUUCAAUGACGGAGGAUUUUGUGAAGAUGCAAAUCUCUAUUCAGCCUAGUGUUCAGAUCUACUCAACGAAAAGGCGUGCAUGAAUGUAAAGAAUUUAGGGUAGCAUUGUAAAUGGGACAUCAAUCAAAAACGAUGCUAACUUUAAGAGAUUACAACCUGUUCAUCAGCAAGCUACCUAAAUGGAAUUCUACCAUGCAAAGCUGUAUCUGAUGAACUUUGUUAAUAUGAAGAAUUAUUUAAUCAAUGCAAAAGCAUAAAUGAUAUACCGACAGAUUGCUCUGAAUUUUAUAAUUAAUAAGCUUGCAUUUAAUCAAAAAAAGGUUGUGUUUGGAAUUUGAACUCUUGCUAGUAAUAAAUAUUAUUGAGAUGUGAAUUGUUUUUAAAUAAAUUUGUCUGUUUGAAUACUCAAUAAGUUGAAUGCUAAUGGAUUGAUAAUUAAUGCAAAUCAUUUGAAGGUUUAGAUCAAAAGAUUUAUUGUGUUAAUCUGCCAAAGGGACUCAAUCAAUUUGCUUGUCUGACUAAUGCAAUAGAUCCUUGUAAUUUAGAUUACCAACAUGAGAUUUGCAUACCAUCCCAAUAAUUUUCCCAGAAUUUUGAUGAUUAUUUUACUGUUUCGCAACUUCUAGAAAUUCAAACCUUGGAUUAUCCAUAACCAUUAUUGUUUAAUCAAUGCGAAUAGCUUUAAACUAAGCAUGAUUGCAUUAAUUCAAGAAAAGAAGAUUAACCUUGUGUUUGGGUUAAUUCAUGUCAAAGAGUGACCAAUUUUGAAAAAUUGAAAUGUUCAGAUGCACUCAAUAUCUGGGGUUGUUUGAGUAUUACAAGUAGCAAUUAACUUUGCUUUUGGAAUCAUAAAUGUUUAUAUUGGACUUAAGAUAAUCCAAUUAUGUCAAAUGUUAAUAUAAAUGUUUGCAUAGAUCAUAGUAUAAGUAGCGUAUAUUCUAAGUAUUCUUGUUAAGUCCAGGAUCUAUAAACAAUAGAUUGCAUAUCGGUUGGGAUAAGUAAAAAAACUUGUUUAUCUAUUCCUAAUUAACCUUGUUAAUGGGUAGUAUCUCUUAAUCAGUGUUAAAAAUUUAGUUAAGACAACAAAAAGAAUAAAUGCUCAGAUUAUUAAUUAGUUUCGCCUUAUGUUUGUUAAAUCCUCUUAGAUUUUGCUUGUAUUCAUGAUACAGAUACAUUUAGUUGUAUUGAAGUUGUUCAAAAUAAUUAAAUGCUGGGUCUAUCUAAAUAGGCAUGUCUUCAAAAUAAUCAAAAACCUAUUUAUUGGAACGAAUCUAAUAUAUGUGAAGACUUGAAAAUUCAAAUAAAUUGUGAUUCUAAAUUUUAGGUUAAUUCAAUUGCUUGUUAAAGUAUCUCUGACAUCCCUUGUUUAUACAAUAAUAGAUUAAAUUAAUGUGUUAGCUAAUUUAAUGUAUGGUCUCUAACAUGUGACACACCUGGAUUAAAUUUACAAGCAUGUAGUAUGGUCCAGUAAGAACCAUGUGUCUUUAGGAAUAGUAAGUGUUAGAAAUUUAGUGAUUAUUAGUCAUCUUGUAUAACGGUAAAGAAUGUAAAUGCAUUGGCUUGCGCAUCACUAUUUAAUGAAAAUUGCACAUAUGACUCUGUUAGACUAUAAUGUAAUGUUCCUAUCUAUCAAUCUAAUACUUGUAAUGUUCCUGGAAAGAAUAGAAUGUUUUGUGAAGCUAAUUCUCUAUGUAAUUGGAGUUAAGAAAAGCUAGAGUGUAAAUGCAUUGAAUUCCAAUCAGAAAUAUGCAAAUUUGAUAAAAUUAAUGAAUGCAAAGCAAAUUCAAAUUGUUAUUUCAAUGGUAAUUAAUGCAUCAGAAAAUAGUGUUAUCAUUUAUAAGCAGAAGAUUGCAAUUCUAUUCUAGAUAAUAAAUAAUGCUACUUAAAUAAUUCAAAUGAUUGUCAAUCAGCAAGUAAAUGUGAAGAUAUUAUUGAUUCAAAAUUACCAUGUUCUAACUACGUCAUCAAUUCUAUUCAAUGCAGUUAAGCAGGGAAUCAAUGUGCUUCAUCAAAUAAUCUAGAUCUAUAUUGUCCAUAUUCAAAUUGUUCUAAUCCUAAAUGCAAAUAUCAAUUUGGUAUUUGUAAAGUUAGAACUUGUUCUGAUUAUAAUAUCAAAGAUUGUAAUGGUGUAAGUGGCUGCUAUUUAGAUUCUAAUAAGGUAUGUCAGAUACUAAGUUCAUGCUCUUUGGUUAAUAAUUAUGGAGAUUCUGCUAUGAAUAUUUGCAAUCAACUGUCAGUGUAAGGGUUUAGAUGCAACUGGUAGAAAAUGAAUCUAUUAGAUGCUACUGAAGUGUGUACAAGUCAACCCUGUCAAUUAUAUGGAUCAUCAAAAAAGUUAUGUCAUGGAAAUGAAAUAAAUGGCUAUUCAUGCAUUCUUUCUAAUUCAUUGAUUUGUUAAUAAUGUGAACAAAUUGUAGAGAAGUGCUAAUGUGAAAAUUAAUAAUAGAUCUGUUCUUAUGCUAAUGGUAAAUGUGUUUCAAUCUUAUGUUCUUCCUUCCUGACAAAGGUUGAAUGCUUCUAGGCAUAAGACCGUUGUUAUUGGAGUACUCAAGUGAAGGAGGAUAAUACUAUUGUUGAGCAAUGUGUAAAAGAAUGCAUUAAAAUAAUUGAUUCAGAUGAAUGUGCUUCUCGCUUGAAGGAAUGCUACUAUGAACCAUUACAGAUGAAGUGUAUGAAGGGUUAAAAACAAGUCAUAGAUUUAAGUACAUCUAUCAUUAUUGAAGAAUUCUAUUCCCAUGUCAUAUCAUCUUUGAUCCUAAUUUUUAUUUUAUUGUCAUGA